This is a messenger RNA of Eimeria tenella, 2136 nucleotides long. RefSeq lists its product as uncharacterized. Lineage: Eukaryota; Apicomplexa; Conoidasida; Eucoccidiorida; Eimeriidae. The transcript is spliced from 3 exons. The coding region runs from base 1 to 2136 and encodes 711 amino acids. The record is from RefSeq and is a predicted model, not a curated record.
AUGCAGCAGCAGAGGGGCCCCCAAAGCCCGGGGGCCCCCAUUGCCUUCAGGGGCCCCCUAACCCCAUGGGGCGCCUGGGGGCCCCCCAGGAGUGAGGGGCCCCCCACACCUCCCCCACAGCAGCAGCAGCAGCAACGGAAGGGGCAGGUGCUGCUGCUGCAGCAGCAGCAGCCUGUGCAAAUCAGCAGCAGCUACGCGCAGCUGCAGCAGCCGCCGCUGCAGCAGCCGCAGCUGCAGCACUCGCCGCAGCUGCAGCACAUGCCGCAGCUGCAGCAGCUGCAGCACCCAUCACAGCUGCAGCAGCUGCAGCACCCGCCGCAGCUGCAGCACUCGCCGCAGCUGCAGCACCCGCCGCAGCUGCAGCACCCGCCGCAGCUGCAGCACCCGCCGCAGCUGCAGCACCCGCAGCAGCUGCAGCACCCGCAGCAGCUGCAGCACCCGCAGCAGCUGCAGCACCCACAGCUGCAGCAGCUGCAGCACCCGCAGCUGCACCAGCAGCAGCUGCACCAGCAACAGCAGCUGCAGCAGCAGCAGCAGCUGCUCCAGCAGCAGCAGAUCCAGCAGCAGCAGAUCCAGCAGCAGCAGCUUCAGCAGCAGCAGCUGCAGCAGCAGCAGCAGCAGCAACUGCUUCUGCAGCAGCAGCAGCGUCACAUACAUUAUGGAGGAGUUUCCUGGCAGCAGCAGCAGCAGCAGCAGCGCCCCAUCCAAUAUCCUGCUGCAGCUGCUGCUGCUCCACGCACGGCUCUGCCGCUGCAGCAGCAGCAGUUGCCUUCUUGGGGCGUAAGCCCCCAGCAGCAGCAGCAGCAGCAGCCGCUGCAGCAGCUGCCCUACAGUUACAGCCAUCCCCUGAGAAGCAGUAGCAGCAGCAGCCCCGAAUUGUCUCUGUGGGCAAACUCGCCAAGUCUGCAGCAGCGGCUGCAGCAGCAGCAGCAGCAGCAGCAGCGAGAGGUGAUCUUUGUGGAUGGCGAUCGUGUCGAAGUGCAGUACGUACGCUGCGUAGGGCUUCCGGGCAGCAGCAGCAGCAGCAGCAGCAAAAUCCGCGGCACCAGCAGCAGCAAAGCCCGCGGCGCCAGCAGCAGCAGCAAGAAGCGCAGCAGCAGCAGCAGCAACAGCAGCAGCACCGGACUCGGCUCAACGCCAGCGACGCAGCCCCCCGCAGCAAGAACGCCGUGGACCACUAACAGAGGAAGCAUUCGCAAUCCUGCCAGCAGCAGCAGCAGCAGCAAAGGGGGCAAAGGCAGGCGGCGGUACGGGUCUAGCCCCCGGGACGGGCGGCUGCGGUGUAUCCGCUGCAGCAGCAGCAGCCACUGGCUCUGCGGCCCUCCGCUGCACCGCCACGGGUUGCAUUCUUUAUCUAUUCGCCGGACUGCGCCUCCCUGGAACCCAACAUCUGCAGCAACAACAGCAGCAGCAGCAGCAGCAGAAGCACCGACUGUGUGGACGCGGCGGCGGCUGCGGGCCUUCGACUUGCAGGCAAAAAAAGAAAUUAAAAAGCAGAAAACAAAACAUGGUGCUGAGGCGGAAGCAGAAAGGGGCCUGAGGCACCAGCAGCAGAGCCGCCAGCAGCAGCAGCAGCAGCAGCAGUGGGACUGGGCGUUGCAGCAGCAGCAGCAGCAGCAGCAGCAGCUGUGGCUAAGGCGCCCGGAGGACUCUUAUGCCUUCAGGCACGGCUACCCGCAGCAUCAGCAGCCGCAGCGCGUGCACUACCCGCAGCUGCAGCUACAGCAACAGCAGCAGCAGGCGCUGCUUCAGCAGCAGCAGCAGGCGCUGCUGCAGCAGCAGCAGCAGCAGCAGCACCUGCUGCAGCAGCAGCAGCAGCACGCGCUGCUGCAGCAGCAGCAGCAGCAGCACCUGCUGCAGCAGCAGCAGCAGCAGCACCUACUGCAGCAGCAGCAGCAGCAGCACCUACUGCAGCAGCAGCAGCAGCAGCACCUGCUGCAGCAGCCGCACCUGCUGGACUACCGCAUGCAGCAGCCGCGGGGCCACAUGGCGUGGCCGCCGCCGCCUCCCGCAGCAGCAGCAACAGACGUCCAGCUGCGGCUGCUGCCUGCAGCAGCAGCAACAGCAGCAGCUGCUGCUACUGCUUUUGCUGCCCCUCCUUUUCCCGGGCCCCGCUUUCAGCCCAAAGGCCCGUAA